Rhinichthys klamathensis goyatoka is the source of this 735-nucleotide messenger RNA. Its product is annotated as dickkopf-related protein 4-like. The record is from RefSeq and is a predicted model, not a curated record. The transcript has 4 exons. The coding region runs from base 79 to 621 and encodes 180 amino acids. Lineage: Eukaryota; Metazoa; Chordata; Actinopteri; Cypriniformes; Leuciscidae.
GUUGCUCUUCCACACUAGAGCUCAAGGUCUUGCUCUUGCACACAGGCUCAUUGUGGUCAGGACCGUUUUGAUUCAACAAUGCAGACAAUUAUUGCUAUGUUUUGGCUGUCUGUUAUUUCUGCAGUACAGUGCCUGGAUUCCAACAUUAUCCACUCCUCCAGGGAAAUGACAAACUCUCAAGAGUCAAUAUUGCAUUUACGGAGUGACACAGUGGCAAAUUCCCAUAAUUCUGUUAGAAGAACCUCAGGUCUCCAAGGAAUCAGAGAAGCUUCACAAGAAUGCACCGCUUCACAAGCACCUGAAUGCAAAGGCUCCAAGAAAAAACAGCAAAAUGCUGCCAAGACAAAGAUUCAGUUGGAUGGGCGAGGAAGUCAAAAAGUGCCCGAGAUGUCCCCGUGCGUGCGCUCGCGCGACUGUGAGGAGGGUCUGUGCUGCGCCUUGUAUUUGACUGGCAGGAGGUGUCAGCGCGUGCCCGCUCUGGGCGAGGUCUGCCUGCUGCGGGGACGCGCCAAAUUCCGCCGGAGACUGGACCGCUGCGACUGCGAGAAGAGCCUGUCCUGCCGCGCGCAACCCGACGGCCCUCGCGGACAGGGAGUGUGCCAUCCCGAUCAGAGGUCCUAAAGGGACUGGUUCUUCACAGACAUCUAUGGAACGUUGCGUGAAAUACUACUUUUCUGAACUUUUUAAUAUUACGUGUUCUGAAUGAGAAUUUAGCGAGAUAACGUUACAUAACGG